Nomia melanderi (Alkali bee) is the source of this 10185-nucleotide messenger RNA. RefSeq lists its product as uncharacterized. The record is from RefSeq and is a predicted model, not a curated record. Lineage: Eukaryota; Metazoa; Arthropoda; Insecta; Hymenoptera; Halictidae.
CGUGCCAUGUUCAGUCGUUAUCAGGGCUCGUAAGCGGGACGGUGUAAGUGUCGGUUGUCCGCCGACCAUGAACUCUCAGCCGGAAUUCACUUGAGCUUCAGGACUGUCGUUCUGCUCUAUGGACGUUCGUCGUCGCGACAACGAAAGUAAAAAUCGUCGAGGAACGUUACCUACUCGCCGGGGAUCGGUGCACAGGCCAAACACAGCAGUUAGGAUAAUCGUGGAUUUCGCUUGACGUUCGCACGUGCGUUUACGAUCAGGAAUCGGUUCGGUUUGUCACGGGGCUGCCAACUGUGCGAGUGCAGAAAAAAACAUGAAAAGUUGGUCGUUACUCGCAGUCGUCGCCUGGCUGCAGUGUCACGUCGCUGGUACUCGUGCUGUUCCAGCAAGAACGACGGAGGGCCAGAUUCUGCUCGGCGAGGUCGAUAUCGCGGUCCAAGGGAGCGAAUUCGACGAAAUCACGACGGAACAGACGUUCCCGAAAAAAUGCGUCGUCAACGGAAACGCGUAUUCCCAUAGUCAGACGAUACCGUCCUACGACGCGAAUUCUCAUUGCCUCUGUGUCGCCGGGGAGGUAUAUUGUUGGUGGCAGAAUUACAGUCCGAGCACCGAUCCAUCCGCCGGCGGCCCCUCGCUCCUCCCGUCGACAACGAUAGAAAGUAAUUACACGCCGUCGCUGGAGGAGAGCACGGACGCCGACGACAGCUCGGAGGAAGCUUUCGGUGAUCCGGAGCAGCAGGGAUACGCGGAGAUUAACGGGACGUACUCGACUACUUCGCAGCCCGCGCCGACUACGUGCCUCGUGAUGGGCAGGGAAUACCGGGAGGGCGAAGUGCUGCCGCACUCGACCGGGAACUGCAUCGAGUGUAGCUGCGGUUCCGAGGGCCGCGUCGAGUGCUCGCCUCGGGACUGCGUAGCACUGCGACCCGAAAUGCCAGUCGCACCUAACAUCCCGGACGCACCGGACGACGACUUCGAGGUGUUCAAUUUCGACCGAGGGAUCGACGAGAGCUUCUAAGGAAUCUGAUAAUCACGAUCGUCGCGUGCUGCCUCUGGCCUAUACAUUCCACGGUGAUAUCCUUCGUUUUCGUUGUUUCCAUUAAUCCUGUCUGUGAUGAUUUUAAUACUUUCGAUGAAGACGAUUUAAUUGCCGAUGAUGCACCGGGUGGAACGCUCGAAUGAGAACCAUUUAAAUAUACCUCCGUCGUUCGUGGAUCUUUGUUCAUUAACUCCUAACGGUCGACAAUGUUCUAUUAACCGUCCGCGGACGAGACUGUUUGAAAUGUCUAAUAUUUCUUUUCACGAAAUAUUGAAUUAUGCAUUGAAGCCUUAGAUACUGAAAGAGAAAAACUACAUGAUAGUCUCUCGUUGAUUGAAUAAUUGAAUUAUUCACUUGCGAUUUUCGAUUUUAAAUAUCGAAGCUCGAAGUCGCCAUUGCGGCGACAUUCAACCGCAAAGGGUUCUUUAUUGGAUCGGUUUGGCAUGCAGCUCGAAUAUACAAACGAAGCCACGAACUCUUCUAGAAUGGAAUCAAUUCUAAGCUACCGAGCUCUUGUAAAAUCCUUGACUUUACUUCCGGGAAAAAUCGACCGAGGAGAAUUGUUUAUUUUUUUCUUUAAGUAGUUUCACUCGCUACAACCACGACUGGUGAACAUCAAUUGGUCACGCUAAUGACGUUACCGGAGGAUGCUGGAUCUGGGCAGUGACAGUCAUCUGAAAUUCGACUGUCGUCUACUUCCACUUGGAUAUCUAUACGUUGGCACUUCUUACCUUUGUACAAAUUAUAGAAGGAAACCUCUCGUUACAUUAUUUUGAUAAAAAAUGAUGUUUGAAACAAUACUCUAAACAAAUUUCUUACAAGUGUACAAUCGGAGGAAAUAUUUCGAUGUCCCUUUCAAGUGUUCCACCCUGUAUACAUAACGUAUACUUUACAUUGGAACGGUUUGCGUCUCUUUUUAUAAUUAGAAUACGACAUUUAGAAACAUAUCAGAACGUUUAUUGUAAAUAGAUAGAAUAUAAGUUAAGGAAGCGGCCUAAUUGUUUCCGUUAUUUUCAUAUCGAUCGACAGCAACGCUGAGCUAACGAAAGUCUUGAAUUUCAUUUAACGUCGAUAGAAAAUUUAUUGAUUCCUUAACCGACUCGUUAACCCUCUGACUGCUGGCCACUCGAUAGCAAAGUGUUCAUUACUUUCGCGAGUUUGGUUCAUCGAUUAUAUGAAAUUAAAGGAGCCUCUUUUCCGUUCAAUAUUUUGCGUUCAUUAUACAUAUAUAUAUAAAACAGAAAAUAUUUAACUCUUUGUACUCGAAAAGUAACCAUCACUUAAUUUAACGUAUUAAACUUACAAAGUUCGAUAGUUAGUAUUACAUUUUGUACUAUGUAUUAAUAUAUGAAAUACUGUAUUAAAAUAGUUCUGUUUCUCCAUUUAUACAAUGUGAUUGUUUUCUAUAUUAGCUGUAAAAAAGUCGUCGACAUAUCAUGAUAAAAUGAUGAACAUUUACACUGAAAAAAACGUUUCGAGUGCAAAGAAUUGUUAUAUGGAGUAAUUCCAGGGAGAUGGCCAUAUUUUCUUGAAACCCUGUUCAAGUGAAAACUAAAAGAAUUAGAUCAUCAGAUUUGAUUUAUAAAUGAACUUUAAUUACUUCCUUACAACAUAAUCAACAAGAAUUACAAUUACAAAUGGAAAAGCAUCAGCCUGUAAUUUUUAUUGUAUCAAUUAUUUAUGCAAGACAAUUAAACUGGAAACCGGAAUUACUCUGAAUAAAACCGUUCUACUAUUAGUGGACGAAACACUGUAUCCAGUUGUUAACGUUGAACGUUCACGAACGUCGAUGGCGGUCGAAAGGUUAACGAUGCCUACACAUAUUCGCAAUGAAAUAUGUGAACUCGGCCUAUCAGGUCAAAUGUACUUACCCUGUAAGACUCGAGAUUCCCCUUUCUUUACAAGACAACGGAGAGACUAUGUGUUUCCCGCAGCGAAUCUUCGUGACGAUCGUCAUUGCAUGAGACCACACCGGCCAGUUUGGCUUCGCGUUUUCUAUGUAGAAACCCCAUAGGAUGAAAUAAUCGAAUCUUUCGAAAAAAAUUAUUGUAUACCGUAAACCGUCGACCCAUGUCGAUUCUCUCGCAAGUCGAACAGUAUUUUCUAUAAUAUCCCCCGCUCCGUGGAAAGCAAACAAUUCUGUAGACGUCGGCCUACAAUCUAUGAAUUAAUAGACCGGCUAUCGGAGACCGGAAGCUAAGUAUAACUGCAUAAGGCAACCCGCAUCCCCGAGCUAUAUUAAUAUCCAUGUCGUGGAAAGUGACAAAUAAAUCUUACAGUAUCCUUCCUCGUGAUUCAACACGUUGACCGCUACUUAAAUCGGCGCUCUUAACUUAUAAAUAUGGACGUGUGAUCGCACAGACCUCUACAUAAAAUAUCGUGAACUUUAGAAUCACUGAAAUCUUCGGUAUAGAUGAUAUUAUUGUUAUGUAGAGGUAUUUAAAUAAGUAAAAACAAAUAAAUACAAUACAUUUUCUAUUAGUUGCUACAAACGAGCGUAUUUAACAUUAAUCGGUCACUCUCAGACUUCCAUACUUGAAGGUUAAGUUCACGUCCAUACUUAAAGGUCAACACUAAUACUACUAAUACUACUGAGUAAUCAAAUUAGCUUACUUUUACUCUUAUGCAGAUAGUAGAAGGUUUAUUGAGAUUUUGAUUGGUUUAUAUUGUAAUUCGUAUUGGAGAGGUUAAAAUUAUGAUCGGGCUAAAAUCAUUUUUCACUUAUUCUAUUUAACUUUACUCUUUGUUUCACCUUUCGUUAAUAUGUUCCGUGGCCCGUUUCCCGUUUCCACUCUAUUCAUUGGAGACUUUCAAUAUUGACGCAGUGCGUCGUAGUAUUGAUUAUCUUUAAUUAUGUACGUCGUACUUUUUCGUUAGUAUAAUUUAUAUUUUUAUUCUUGAAAAAUUUAAAAGUAUCGUUUAUACAUUUCAAAGUUUUGCAGUUUUAUAGUAGCUUCCGAUUGAGAAAAUAUAAAUAUAGUUGCUGAUCAUGUUAACGAAACGAACAACGUUUUUAAUAAUAUUCUUUACGGUAGUUUUCAACUUUUCAACUCUAAUAAAUUCAAUAGUUUCAAAAUAUGAUUUUAAAGUCUGGGUUUUCUUUCGUUCAUUUAAUUUUACAUUAACGCCUAUAUCAUCUCAUUAAUCAGUUUUUCAAUUUUCGUUUUUUUCCUUUAUUUCUAUUUUCACUAAGAAAAGUUGACCAUCUAACUUAUUUACUUUUAUUUUGUUACCAGUCAUCUAGUUACGAUAAGAAUUGGUACAUACAAAAUGCCGGUACGUUUAGUGUUAAUGAACAUUACAAGUACAAUUGAAUUGACUAUUUCGAAAUUUGAAUAGUAUGUUCAUUUAAUGCAGAAUUCCAAUAUCAGGACAGAAACUGCGUCGCCGAUGCACGACUAACAUGGCGGUCAAAGUGUUGAGAUCGGGAUACAGUCAUAUCCUCCUGGUGACCUUCAGCUGAUUCAUGGCUCUAAUCUUAUCAAAAUUACGUGGGUUCACGACCAAAGUUUCACUUCCGAUCCCAAUGGGAAAGAAAAAGUGGGCGCACCGAAUCUGUGAAAUCGUAGUUCUCGUAGACUUCGAUCUGGAAUUUGUUCGCGAACGUAACGGUUCGGGGUUUUUAUAUAAUCAAACAUCAUAUCACGAACAAAGAUAUCACCAAGAUAUACGAGACUUUUACCAAAGGCGGUUAGCAUACUUCGAUCUAACGAUAAGUAUUAACGAUACUUGAACAGCGCCAAACGCAAUAUUGAAUCUCUUUCGAUAAAACGAUGCUUGUCCCCACGUGUACGGGAUUUAGAUACGUAAGAGAGUCCGUAGCGUGCUCCGUCGGCCGAAUUUCGUUUCACGAUGGAGGGUCGCUGUCAGGAUAAUAUUUCUAUUGUGGAGAUUGGUGCGUGUAAUUAAUGAUCUGUGGAAACAUUAACUCUUUGCACUUGGAAGUUGUUCACUAGAGAUAGACGACAGUUUUAUAACUCAUUGAGAUAUCACACACAAAUUGAGAAACAAUACUAUUUUAUUUUGAUACUUAUUACCUUGAUGCAUUAUAUAAAGCUUAACAUUAGAUUUACGGAACAAGUUAUAUAAUUUGACUCGUAUGGAAUUUGAGAAAUAUUAUUUGGUAAAUUUUUGGGUCGAUUUUGAUUGAUGCAGUUACGCAAAUAUGUAUCCUAAUUGUCUACUUUUAAAUCUGUAAUUUUCAAGAUUUAAAUGAACGAACAUCUAUUGUCCAAGAAUCAAUGGAACAAAGUGUACAGUAAAUGUCCGUAAAUCUAGUGUUAAGAUUAAAUAAAAAACUUUAGAAUUUUGGUAUAUUAAAUCGUGUGGCGACUGAGUCGUCUCUCGAGUGCAAAGGGUUGAUUGUAUCUAGUCAAUCUUUUCUGUUAAAAAAAUUGCUAACAUUUUUUAUUUGUUAGACCUUAUGCUUUCGUUUGCACACAAGAAUUGACUUGAUCCAAUGACGUUGAAAUUUUAACAUUUAAAAUUAUUUUUUAUAAACAUGGUAGAUUACAUGAAGUUACAAUUUCUCAAAUUUUUUAUACGCACCAGCCUUUACAAUUUAGGAUCUUUAUUAAAAAACGUUUAUCCUGAGAGUGUCCUGUCCUUACCGGAUAAUGUCUUGAAUUAUAUAGUGUUCUACCUCUAUAAAUACGUUGAAUACGAUUGUUUCAUUGAUUUCAGGAAUUAUUUAUACACAUUCUAUGCAGUUACAAUAGACGCAACUUCAAACAAAAAUAAAUGAAGUUUUCGGUUUAUUUUUCAUUUAACAAAUCUCUGAACUAAUUUAGUUGAAAUUCUGUUUCAGUUUUUAUUUCCAUGAAGUAAACAUUUCCUCGUACUAUUCGUAAUCUAAUAUUUAUAGAGUGGGAAUACUGUCUGUGUACUGGGUGAACAACAUAACAUGAUCACUUUAAAUAAUAUAUAAAUACAGUGGUGUAUGAAAAAUUAACUAUAUUAUACUUACAUGUACAAAGUGUUUUACCAGACCUUUUAUAAAUUAAUAUCUAGAAACAUAUUAAUGUUGUCGAUGAUUAUCUGCAAAGUUCAUCGCACGAAAAAUUGUUUCGUAGUAUGUUAACUAAGAAAUCUAGUUCCGCUUCAUGUGUGAAAAAACGGUAGAAUAAAUUUUGUUAUAUUUACAUAGUCCUUACCGAUCUAAUUAAUUUAUGAUUGAAAUAUUUCUCAAAAUUUUGCAUGCAUCGGAAGCUAUGAAUUUAAACUCCAUUACUACCAUUCUAACGUUAUAAAUAAGUACAUAGCAUUUUCUACUGAGCUUAAUGAAAAACAAAGUUACAACGAUACAUUCUAAGACUGGGGGAGACACAAAAAAGACAAAUAAGAAGUGUUUACAACAAUGUAAUAUUUUUUUAAGUAGAUAGGUGCAUCCAAAAAUGUUUAAAAAUGAAAGGACCUUAUUUUAAAUAUUUAUUGGACUAAAUAAGACUAUUGAUUAUAAAAAUCGUUCUUUUGACCUUUCUUCUCCUCCCUUCCUUUACCGGAGACGUUAAGACGUAAUUAUAAUAAAAAAUAUUUAUGAACUUAUAUACUUAUGUAAAUACUUAUGUGUUAUAAUCCUAAUAGAUAAUUUAAAAUAUUAUAAUUUUUUAUACAAGCAACUUUGGAAAUUGUUUCAAGCAAAAAUUAUUCAACGCAGUGAAGGCCAUGUAAAUAUAUAAAAAUACACUUUACACUUCGUUCAAAAAAUUGCAACUAUCCACCGUGUUCACGCUUGAAGUGAAAUUAGAUUUUUUUGAAGAAAAAUGGAGGGUGAAAUCGCCUCAGUGUCGUUAAUAGGUUACUAAAUUGAACUUUUAAUAGGUUUUGUGAAAUGCCCUGUAUACCUAAAAGUUGCACAAUGUCGAAGGAUAUAGUAGAUAAAAAAUGUAUUUUUUAAUUCCGUGGAAACAUUUUUGAGUUUCAAAAUCAACUUAAUAUAAAUGCUGUUAAUGAUUUGAAUAAAGCGAUAUGUUUUGUUUGUUAUUAUGAAGUUUUAAGCUGUUAAUUAUUAAAUUUAGGAUUAACGAAAAUUAAUACGUUUCUCUUAAAAUAAUAACAUUAGAGGAAAUACACGCUUCAUUAAAUCAAGAAGAAGCAUAUAAAUUAUUGAAUGUACCCUUCGAAAUUAUAUAACUUUUGUAUGUAACAAUUUUUCAUGUGACGUGUUAUUCCUAAUUUAUUCUACGUGAUCAAUCUAUGUAUGUUACCCACCCUACAAAUAUUGUUAGACUGCCGAAAUUUAUGCAUCUGAACAACAUAACAAUUCUCAGCAAAUUGUAAAAUAUCAGUUUCAAUAAUAGUUAAAGUAGUUUCAUUUUGUUUUCCAUUCAAACUGUUGAAAAAAUUGAAUUUCCUUUCAUUAAACUUUACGUUUGAUUGUACAGAUGUUGACUACCAUAACUUCGGCAGUCUAUAAAUUGUACACUUUAAUGAAAGAAGGAACAGAGACAUUCCGCAUCGUAUGACUCAACCUGCAUAAUAUAACAUGCAUAUGUAUGUAUUAUAUAUUCGUGUAUACACGUACCUAUAUACACAUAACUUCAUAAGUCGUUGGACAUUAAUAAAUUGUGAAUAACAACGAAUUCAUUGCACGAAAUCGCUUAAACUAUGAAAUUAAAGAAUCGAUAUUAAUUUCCAUACUGUAAAGAAAGUUCAAGUCAAACUUUAAGUCGUUAACAAUUUUUUAUUUCUGUCCUGUCAAUGUUUCCACUUAGUUUUAUUUCUUUUUUUAAAUACUUAUGAGCUCAUUUAUUUAUUAAUUAAUGCGUUUCUCUUUAUCCAUUGUUAUUGUGUAAUAACUUCAGUUUUCACAUUGCCAAUUUUCUGUCACACACACUCUAUUCUAAUUUUCUCCACUUUCUUUUCAAGCAAUUGAAUGUCCGGUGACUUAUGGAUGACGGUGUGCGUUACGCGAGGAACCAAGUAUUGAGAAAUAAUAUCGUAACUAGGAGUAGAGUACUUAAAUAUUACCAAGAGACUGCGGAUCUCUAUGCAAAUAUAGACGUUUAGGGAUCAAUUUGCAUGAAUGAGAACGAAUUUGGAAACUGCAUUGUUCCCUAAAGGUUUUGUCAGGGUAAACACGAAAUACAAGAAAUAUUAUCGAAUUCCGUUCGUUUCACCGUUUCAUUGCGCUUUAAACACCUGUGUACACUGUAUACAUAUGCACAACAUCCGCAGUCUAUUUAUCAAUAUUAACUGCCCUUUGUUCUCCGUUAUUAUUUCAACGAGAUUCUGAAACUCCGGAAAUGCAGUGUAAUCGGAAGAUGGACGAAACAAUUUCAUUGCUAUCUACACAAAUAUAUUAACCCCUUGCCUUACGAUUUCUUUCUCAACUAUGAUCAAUACAACGACUUUAACAUUACUAAUUUACCCAAAAAAGUGAAAAAUCCUAGGUCCAGAAUGUCCUGUCCGUUUCUGAAUUGAAACGAAAUAAUACAUUCACUAAUAUUUACUGAACGAUAUAAUUUCCAUCGUUACUAAUGAUUUCUUCCCAGCGCGAUGGUAAUUUGUGGAUUUCGUUUCUGUAAAUUGACUCAUCUUUGGAAGCUUGAAAUGUCAUUAUAGGACAGAACUUUCCGGUAGAAAUAUCCGGCAAUUUAAUAUACAUAAUCUAGUGUAAAGUAUAAUAACUGAUAACAGAAGAAUAAUAUUCUAUUUGAAUCAAAACGAAUCGAGUAACAUUUAUAUCCGUUAAAUUCUAUUCGAAAUCUUCGCCACGAGUCAAACACGACACGAUAAGGCAAAGGGUUAAGGAUUACGAUGAAAAGAAUCACUGAUUUCGUGCAUUCUUCUUCGAAGAGUUCUGGGCAAUUUCGUCGGGGAAACUUGUCACAAUAACAAUCAAUAGAACCUCUUAAGAUCAAGGAAAUGAGCUGUCUCCGGCAGUGAUCCAUCUUCAAACCGCUGUACCAUGAAACGUUUGACCCUAGAACGCCUGACGUACUUUCUUCGCAUCAAACAGGAACACUUUUAUCAUGUUCCCUUGAACACAAGGGAAACGAGUGAUUUGAAAAUUGUCGGUGCGAGAGGACCACCUCACAAAGAUUCUUUUAGGAGUUUUAGGGUGAACCACGUGGAGAACAUGCGUAUAAUUAGCGACCUAUGGUAGCAUCGAGGCACAAAAAGAACGGUCGAUUGUAAUUAUACUUUUGCGGCGACGAGAAAAAUUAAUUGUUUUUAGUUAGAGUAGUUAGAUAGCGAUCCAAUGUGAUAUAUAUAUACAUACAUACACACACACACACACAUAUAUAUAUAUAUAUACAUCCAAAAAGUAACUUUGUCUAAAGGUUUUACAAUAUCUAGAGGAAAGAUAACGAUCCUAUUCGUGAGAAUAUUGUAAUUAAAGGUUAGAAUAGAGCGGGAACGAGGAGAGUUUCGAAUGACGGUGUCGGGUUCGCCCCUUGCAACGAGUAAAUUUAUCGUCGGACGACGUUAUAAAUCCCACUUUUUUUUGGGGUCCGCUUAACGAUAUUAUGACGAAGCGAUUUGCACGCGUAAUGCCCCUCCGUCACAGAUAGUAAAGGUAGGAAGCGUGAAAGAUUCAAGUAUUUUUUAAUUGCAUGGUUUUUGAACAGGAACCGUAGACAAUCGGCGCGUUGUUUCGCGCGCUGGAAAAUCUCCCCUGUUGAAACGUGGUACUCGAGAUGGGGGCAAUGGGAAAACAUACAAGUAGAAAAAGCGAUGUAUAGAUUUACCGAGCGGAGUUGAAGUCUGUAACGCGCACGCGCAAGAUAGAAGAAGCCCACUGUCAAGGAGCCGCCAAUUGUCCGCAAUUGAUAUAAAUGUUCUUCUUGUCCCAUGGAAAUAUCGUUUUACCUUUUCUGUAUUUUAUCUUCCGUCAAUUUUCCCUAACUCCGUACACUGUUUCCCACUCUGGACAUUUUCCCAUUUAACUACUCCUCCCUAGCCCAACCAUUAAUCCUCUCCAGCUGUGUCUCCAGCAAUUCUCCUUACCCACUGCCACAAACUUCAAGUUUGCUCGGUAAACCUAUACCCGCGGGACCACCAUGGCAAUUCAAACUUCUUUUUUUUUCGUUAAUGUUUAGAGUUGCGUGACGAUCUCGUACGUCUUCCAAUCCCACAAACUGUUACGUCUCCCCUGCGUACCCGUGGGAAAUCACCUUCUUGAACAUGGUUGUGUACACUAA